AUGUUCAACCUUAAAGCAAACAUCAUAAAUACUGAAUAAUUGCGCCUUGCUAAAGAAAAGCUUGUUCAAGCGAGCCUUGGAAAUUCAAAUUCAACACAAUCAUUAUCAAAGACGCUUCCUCCUUCUUAGUCGUCUUAAUAGCUAUUUUAGAAAAACCCUAGAAUGGCUAAUGCUUAUAAUCCACUGGCGGAGAGUCAUAAAAAUAUAACAAUCAAAAAGAUAUUGCACGAGAUGGAGAGAGACUUGAAUUAAGUUGAAGAAGAAAAUUAUCAAAUUGUGAAGGAGCAAGCUGAACAGAGACUUCUUAAAGCUAAUCCUAAACUCGCAUAGUAAAGACAAAAAUAGCUAGAAAAGGAGUAAAUUUACUAGUUUGAGCUAUAGGGCCCAGGUUCACCUGAUAAGGGUAAUAAUAUGUUUAAAAGCUAAAUGGGUGACCAAUAAAAACAUACCAUAAAGAAACUUAUUAAAGAUGUUUAAAAUGAUGAGAUACAAGUGUUAAAUGGCCAAUUUAAAGCCACUAUCAAGCUAAGCAAAUUUGAGGAUGAUGAUAAGGACAAAGAAAAACCUAUGUAUACUUACUAAUAGCAUAGAGUCUAUCUUAAGAAGAAGGGAGUCUCUUACUUUGAGAAAUAUGAACCAGUUAAGAAAGAAAGCGAUUCAGGUAAUCAGGAAUCAAAAUAUCAUCAUUUGGAAGAAGUAAAUAUGAAAGAAAUAAUGGAGCAAAAAGUAGUUGAGCAAGAGGCACUUGACGCACUUAAUUCAAUUAAAUUGCAAAGAAAUUUAUCGCUUCCUUAACUAGGGGAAAAUAAAGCAAAAAGAAAUAAAAUGCAAUCAGUAAAGCAGUAAUAAGAUAAAGUAAUAUUUGAUGAAGUAUUUAUCAAUCCAAGAACUAAACAACUACAGCAAGUCAUUCAUAAACAUAAGUAAUAACAAUAGAAUCUGAUUCAAAAUUCACUCUCCCUUUCACAAAAAGUUGGCGCAAACGGUUCAUUACCGCCUCUCAAUGGAAGUGGAGCAAAUAUGGACAGACUCGGAACUGCAUAAAGACAUUUAGAAGGUAGAGCAUCAGCAAAUGCCUUUGUCUAGGAUAGAAAAUAAAGAAUUACUCAAGAUAAAUAAAAUCUAGAAGUGUCUGCAUUACUCUAGAGCAAAAGACUGAUGGAACAGUCAGAAAAGAUUUUUGAUUAAGAACUAAAAAAUAUGAAUACUCAUGAUGGAUUAGGAAAUAGCUUACCUAAGGAUCAAAGACUAAAUACUGCUUAUUCAAGGUAAAGCAAUGAUGAGAGUGAAAUGCUUGAUUUCUAUGACCCAAAUAAUUAAGGAGAGAAUUAACACGCUGAUGAUAUUGUUAAGAUUGUUAUGAGAAAAUUCAAUUCUAGCGCCAAACUAUAAAACUCAACUAGUUUCUUUACUUAGUAAAUUCAGGUCCAACCACCUGAUGGCCUUAUCAAUUCUAUUGGAAAUAAUGUUAAAGAUGCUUCUUGGGCUCCUUCUAUUCCAAUAUCAACUAACUUUAUAAAGUAGUAAUCUCUUAAGGAUAUAACAUUAAGAGCUAAAGCUGGUGUUUAAGCUGGAGACAUUUAAAAAGAGGCCCAUAUGGCUUUUGCUCUUGGUAACUUAAAUGAAAAUGAGAAGAAUUACAAGAAGAGUAUUAAAUUCUACAAAAGAUUCUUUUUCUGUGCUAGAAUACUUGAAGAUCCAGUUGGUGCUUCACUAGGCUUGAAUAGAUUGGGAGUGAUGUAUCAUAAGCUGAAAAAUUACGAUAAUGAGAAUGUCUUUGCCUCUUAUUAUAAUCUUGGCAUUUCCUAUAGACUAAUGAGAGAUUUCGAUACUUCUAUUAAGAACUUCAAAUAAGCUUUAGAAUGGUCUUAAUAACACUAAGAAUUUGAAUCAGAAUGCAUUAGUAAUGGUCAACUUGGUAACUGCUUAAGAGUUGCAAUCUAACUUAAAAAUAAAAAGCUUUCACUCGAUUGCUUGCUAUGUCUUGGAUAUAUUGCAUUCACUUCUGAAUAAUUUAAAAUUGCAAAGAAUUACUUCCAUAAAGCGUUUGCUGACGCCUAAUCUCUAAAUGAUAGAGAGUUAGCAGAAUAAUGUAUGUGCAACAUGGGAAUCGCAAUGGGAAAUAUUUCAGUUAAUAAUAUGAAGAAAAACUUCUCAGUUGAGGUAUUAAAGACUGUUCAAAAGUAGGAGUCUGAAGAUGAUGAUGAAGAAAUUGAAACUGAAUAAUGA
Messenger RNA from Stylonychia lemnae, 2229 nucleotides. NCBI's taxonomy places the organism in Eukaryota, Ciliophora, Spirotrichea, Sporadotrichida, Oxytrichidae. The record is from the annotation of a GenBank genome assembly.